Messenger RNA from Rhineura floridana, 1100 nucleotides. It is a transcript of the gene DUSP12, whose product is annotated as dual specificity phosphatase 12. Gene Ontology annotation, biological process: protein dephosphorylation. Gene Ontology annotation, molecular function: protein tyrosine/serine/threonine phosphatase activity. Gene Ontology annotation, cellular component: nucleus. NCBI's taxonomy places the organism in Eukaryota, Metazoa, Chordata, Lepidosauria, Squamata, Rhineuridae. The record is from RefSeq and is a predicted model, not a curated record. The coding region runs from base 116 to 1039 and encodes 307 amino acids. The transcript has 6 exons.
UCUUUUACGUCAAGAGGAGAGUCGGCGACGGGUGGUGGUAGGCGGGGCAAGGAGAGUCCCCACCCAUCCCUUUCGCCGGCGGCGUCUUCGCUGGGUGAAGGGGUCCACCGUCGCCAUGGUGCUCGUACUUCCGGGCCUGCAUCUGAGCGGGGCCGAUGCCGGCCAGCCGGAAGGCGCCGUUACAGCGCUGUUGGCGGUGGAUUCGGAGCCGCCCGAAGUCGCUGUUGUUGCGGGGCUAGAGGAGGUGUUGCACGUCCAGGCUCUGGAUCAGCCGGAGAGUGACUUGCUGAGCCACUUGGACACCUGCGCUUCCUUCAUCAGCCGAGCACGGGAGCGGGGUGGGACCGUCCUGGUGCGAUGUCAAGCUGGAGUCAGCAGAAGUGUUGCUGUUGUGACUGCCUAUUUAAUGAAAGCCAAUAAGCUUCCUUUUGAAGAGGCCUAUGCCUUUGUCCAGGCCAUCAAACCAGAUGCCAAAAUGAAUAGAGGCUUUGAGUGGCAACUGAAACUCUAUGAAGAAAUGGGCUGUGAAGUCAACAUAACCAGUGCUGUUUACAAGCAAUAUCGUUUGCAAAAGGUUACAGAGAAAUAUCCUGAGCUACGAGACCUGCCACGAGAUGUCUUUGCAGUUGAUCCAAACACCGUACAGCAAACUCCAAACUCUGAAGUUCUGUACAGGUGUCGGAAGUGCAGGCGUCUGCUCUUCCGAAGUUCAAGCAUUUUGUGUCAUGAUGAAGGCAAGGGACCUGCUGCUUUUGCUCACAAGAGGCUUUCAGGACCUGCUCUUUUUCACUGUGAUGGCCAGUCUAAAUGUACUUCUUACUUCAUUGAGCCUGUACAGUGGAUGGAGCCAGCACUAUUAGGAGUGAUGGAAGGACAGCUUCUCUGCCCAAAGUGUACAUCAAAGCUUGGUUCCUUUUAUUGGCAAGGUGAGCAGUGUUCGUGUGGCCAUUGGGUGACCCCUGCCUUCCAAAUCCACAAGAGUCGGGUGGAUGAAGUAAAAGGGCUACCCGUUGGGAAUCUGCAGACUGUAAAAAGAUGAACUUGGCUUAUAGUUGUGCAGCCCAAUCAGUGGCCUCUUUGCAGUAAAAAGGAUUGUUUUU